CUGCACUGCACUCGCAACAACAAAGAGCACGCAGGUAUAGCUAGCUAGCCCACAAACACUUCAGCUACACAUAAUACCUAGCUAGAGAUAUAUAUAUAUAUAUAUAUAUAUAGCCAGCUCGAUCGAUCGACUGACCGGCGGCAAAUUAAACCAAGAAGAAGGGUACGUGAUGGCGGAGAGGGUGUCGAGACUGUCGACGGAGAAGGCGGUGGUGAUCUUCACGACGAGCCAGUGCCCGAUGUGCCACACGGUGACGAGCCUCUUAAUCUCCGAGCUCGGCGUGUGCGCGGCGGUGCACGAGCUCGACAAGGACCCGCGCGGCCGCGAGAUGGAGCGGGAGCUCGCCCGCCGCCUCGGCCGCGCGCCGCCCGUCGUCCCCGUCGUCUUCAUCGGCGGCAGGCUCGUCGGCUCCACCGACAUGAUCAUGUCGCUGCACCUCGCAAACAAGCUCGUGCCCAUGCUCAAGGCUGCCGGCGCCAUAUGGCUCUGAGAAUUUUGCUAGCUACUAGCAGCUGGACCGUAACGUAACCCCCCGAAUUUUGCACCUUAAUUAAUUAUAUAUUUCGAUUCCAUGCAUGCAACUAACUAAAUACUCCGAUCCUACGGAGGGGUCUUAAAUUAAUAUAAGAGCUAAUUAAGUACGUAUUCUCCGCGUGCAUAUGUUUGCUGGGUGCACUGAGAAUCUGCCUGGCCCAGGCGUUGGAUUUUGGUGGCCUGAGGUUCAGAUCCUUGUUGCCUGGCUGUAAACUUUGCCUCGCAGGCAUGCAGCAAGCAAACAAACAGGCCUAUAUAUAUGCAUGGGUAUAGGCUAUAGAGUGUGUUCACAAAUCGUAAGAUAUAUAUGAGGAACCUAUUUGGACCGUCCGGUCACAAUGGGUUGGUUAGGUUGAGAGAAAAAAAAAUUUAAUGCAUGAGAUGCUGUGAGGUUUUGUUUUGCCGCUAGCUAGCAGGGCUGAAAAGGGUGUGAAUAAAGGAACUUGUAACCUCCCAUUUCCAGUUUUUCAAUGAGAUAUAUAUGAAUUUUGAAGUACCUCUA
This is a messenger RNA of Sorghum bicolor (sorghum), 1036 nucleotides long. RefSeq names its product glutaredoxin-C15. The transcript has a single exon. Lineage: Eukaryota; Viridiplantae; Streptophyta; Magnoliopsida; Poales; Poaceae. The record is from RefSeq and is a predicted model, not a curated record. Bases 170 to 490 code for a protein of 106 amino acids.